Messenger RNA from Astyanax mexicanus (Mexican tetra), 8745 nucleotides. It is a transcript of the gene b4galt2, whose product is annotated as UDP-Gal:betaGlcNAc beta 1,4- galactosyltransferase, polypeptide 2. The record is from RefSeq and is a predicted model, not a curated record. Gene Ontology annotation, molecular function: glycosyltransferase activity. Lineage: Eukaryota; Metazoa; Chordata; Actinopteri; Characiformes; Acestrorhamphidae. The coding region runs from base 632 to 1777 and encodes 381 amino acids. The transcript is spliced from 7 exons. Gene Ontology annotation, biological process: carbohydrate metabolic process.
GGUCAGCGGCCGGCGCGCCCUCUAGCGGCGGAUCAGCGCAGCGCCGUUUGAGCCCUCUGACCCUCCGUACUGGAUGCUGCUGAUGAACCUGCUCCGCGCUGUUUAUCCGUAGCCCGUAGGCUCCCUCCGCGCGAGGAGAAAGGCGUUGGAUUACGAGCAGACAGGCGGGGAUGUUCGGCCCUUAGUCCCGCAGUGAGGAGCCGCUGAGCAGCAGCAUGGAGGUGUGGAGACUCCCGCAUCCGUCCUGCCCGUCCGCCGUUCAGCUCUUCAGGAGAUGAAGUAACGCCGUUCUGACACAGAGGAAUCCGCGGCGGCUGCCCGGCAACCGAGCAUCCCCUCCCCGCCGCAGAUCAGCAGCAGACUCGGUGUUGUGUCUCCUCCAGCCCGCCGCUGCGGAUGGAGCUCUGAUUACCGGGCAGCUCCUCACUGAACCCCGGCGGGAGCAGCGCCGCUCAGCCGCGGGAUGAAGAGCAGAAACAAAGGGAUGCAGCGCUAGAGGGAGAGUCCGGGCUCGGUUCCGCGGGAAGGAAACUCCUCCAGGUAGUUCAGGACUGUCCCUUGGUGAGGCAGGGCAGGACAGGGCGAGGUGAGGAGGGGCCGCUGACCGGAUGCCCUUUGGGGCAGAAGCCGCAUGGCCUCGACCAUGAGCCGGCUGAUGCUGGGCCGGACGCUGGAGCGGAUCUGUAAGGCCGUGCUGCUGCUGUGUCUGGUGCACUUCCUCAUCAUGAUGAUCCUGUACUUCGACGUGUACAGCCAGCGCUUCGACAUCUUCAGCCGCUUCAACAACGGCCGCGGCGCCAACGCCUCCCGCGGACCCCACCACUACUACUACAACUACUCCAGACCCAACACCACCUUCCCCAGCUACCUGCCCGGCGCAGACCAGCUCCUACCCACCGCCAAGCCUGAGGCCAACCGCACACGCCCAACUCCAAAACCCAUCCCUCCCUGCCCUGAGGUGCCUCCUGGACUCGUGGGGCGUCUCCUGAUCGAGUUCAGCUCUCAGAUGACGAUGGAGAGGGUGCAGAGGGAGAACCCAAACGUGACGGAGGGGGGCAAGUACACGCCCACGGACUGUCGGCCCAAGCAGAAGGUCGCCAUCAUCAUCCCCUUCAGACACAGAGACCACCACCUGAAGUACUGGCUGCACUACCUGCACCCCAUCCUGCGCCGCCAGAAGAUCGACUACGGCAUCUACAUCAUCAACCAGCUCGGGGAGGACACGUUUAACCGGGCGAAGCUGCUGAACGUGGGCUACACGGAGGCUCUGAAGGACGCGGAGUACGACUGCUUCAUCUUCAGUGACGUGGACCUCAUCCCCAUGGAUGACCGUAACCUGUACCACUGCUAUGACCAGCCGCGCCACUUCGCCAUCGCCAUGGACAAGUUCGGCUUCAGGCUACCAUAUGCAGGAUAUUUUGGAGGAGUCUCUGGCUUAAGCAAAAAGCAGUUUCUUAAAAUCAACGGCUUCCCCAACGAGUACUGGGGCUGGGGAGGGGAGGACGACGACAUCUACAACAGGAUUACUCUGAACGGUAUGAAGGUGUCUCGGCCGGAUGUGCGGAUUGGCCGGUACAGGAUGAUAAAGCACGAGAGGGACAAGCACAAUGAGCCAAACCCCCAGAGAUUUAAUAAAAUCCAGAACACAAAGAACACCAUGAGGAAGGACGGCAUCAGCUCGCUGACGUAUCGCCUGGCCUCCGUUAAGAAGUACCAGCUCUACACCAACAUCUCAGUGGAGAUCGGCAAACCCCCUCCCAGACCCAUCAAAGGAUAGAUAGACCGGGACCUCUCUAAUCCAGCUCAACACACACACACACACCCACACACACACACACAAACACUCACACGUGAACACACACUGCGCUGGUCUGGGCCGUCUGCCUCUAACUGCAGCACUGACAUGCUGAACAGGUUAGUUCUCAGGAAUCCCCGCGGGGUCGUCCGGCAGCGAGCCGGGGGGCGGAGCUAUAAUCAUCUGAAUUCUAAUCCUCGCUCAGAUCCAGACUGCUACACUGACUCGCUCUGAGCAGAACAGAUCAUGUUUUGUUAACGGGACUCUGCUGCUAUAGAGCACAGGAAGCCAUAGCGAAUAUGGACGACGCCCCCUCCAGUAAACCGCUCCCCCGGAGGAGCUGGAGGCUCUGUGUGACAGGUUGAACAGUUUCUGGGCUCGGUCUCCAGGAGCACGGAUGCUUGGAAGGUUGGAAGAUUGGGAUGGUCUAACAGAAUUCCAAGCGAGGAGCAUCGCCCUGAUCACUUGAUGUAAAUCAGUUGAAGAUACUGACAGUAACAGUAACUGUACAUUGCAGAAAAUGAAUGUCUCUUUUUUUGUACCUGCAGCUCCUGCAGCGUCCGAGGUUUCUUCGUAUCUCUGAAGCCGGAUCUGGUGAAGUAGUUUAAUCGGUGCUUGAAGAAUUUUGAAGGCUUUGUGGAACUUCUCGUUCUUUUUCUCUCUGCAUUCAACUUCCUGCCUUUUCUUAUUUUCUAUCAGUUCAGUUUCUGUCUGUUUUUCCUGCUACGUGCCAGGCAGCGUUCUGCACUCCUGAGGAGAAAUUCUGAAUGUUGGAGAUAAGAUUAAUUAGUUAGUCUAAGAUUAUGUUCAGACUGCCAGCCCAAAUCUGAUUUUUUUCAGAUCUGGAUUGUAUUCAGAUUAAGUUUUGACAGACAGACACCACAUAAAAUCCACAUUAGGUAAAUCAAAUCUAAACCAUUGAAACCCAUUUGGAUGUAUUGAGAUGGAUCUCAGUCUGAAUGCUUUGGUCACCUAAUUUGACCUGGAUUACAUUUUUUUUGCAUAUCUUAAUUGUAUUUAGAUUUAGAUUAGUUUUUUUCAUAAUCUGGACAGCCAGAAAACACAUGGAAUCCGAAUUCGUUUCAGUCUGGAUGUUCAAGUUAGAUUUCAGUGUCUUUUGCAACACUCGCAGUGUGAAUACAACAACUAACCCCUUCGAAUUAAGAGUAGCACAUGUCCAGCCUACAUACUGAUGUGGAAUGUGGGCUUAGUGUGUUAAAUAAGAAAGUAAGCAUGGGUUUGUAUUAUGGGUAUAAAUAUCGAUAUUGCGAUAUAUUGUAUAGUUUUCAUUUGCAAAACAUUAUCGAUAUAUGGCUUAUUACAAUAUCGUCAAUGCUCUAAACCCUCAAUUAGACUUACGAAAUGUAUUGCUUCAUUACUCCAUGUGUUGGCAGUGGAAUUUGAUUAUUUAGGAGUAUUUUAUCCUUUUCAGGAACACAGAUGCUGUGAGGAAUUAAAGAUAAUUGUCUCAUGAUAUAUUAAGUAUCGAAUAGACACUGUAUCGAGAUAUAAUCAUUAUCGUGAGCAAUGUAUCGUGAUAAUAUCAAAUCGUGAGAUGCCCUGUGAUUCCCACCCAUACUUUCUACAUGUGUUUUUUUAUAGGGCUUCCCUAAUGGGCACCAUCAUUACAGCCAACCUAGUGUAAAACCUAGAUGGGGCCCAUUUUUAACCGUUCCUGGUCUUAUUACUGACAUCCAUAUAUGGGUCUAACAUGAAUAAACAGUUCUUAUUCCAAGUUGGGCUCACUAUCGAUGCCAAAGCAACCCAUGCAGAUACGUUUGUGAUGUCCAGACACACAAAUCCAAUCUGAUUACUUAAGCAAUUAACAGUGCAGGCAGUCUGAUUUGAUAUUUGAGAAACUAAUUAUCCUGCAGUCUGAACACAACCUAAAGCUCUCUUCAGGGUGCUGAGGGAACUAGAAGUAACUGUGUCUCCAUUACCUGCUCUGCCUGGACUCUUUAUAAUUUUUUUGUUUUCAUUUUUUUUCUGGCUACAUGCCAGGCAGUGUUCCGCACUCCUGAGGAAAAACACUGAAGAUAUACAAGAUUAUGUUCAGACUGCCAGCCCAAAUCGGACUUUUUUUAGAUCUGGAUUGUAUUCAGUUUUAGUUUUGACAGACAGACACCACAUACAAUCCACAUCAGGCAAAACAAAAACAAACCUUUGGACUCAUUUGGAUCCAUUUGGAUGCAUUUCUUGAGAUGGGUCUCAGUCUGAAUGGUUUGUUUACUUAAUUUUACCUGGAUUGACCUGGAUGCCUCAGUUUUUUUGCUAUAUCUAGAUUGUAUUCAGAUUGUUUUUAAUAGGCUGGACAGCCAGAAAACACAUGGAAUCUAAAUUUGUCUCAGUCUGGAUGCUUAAAUUAGAUUUUAAUGUGUCUCUUGCAUCACUUACGAUGCGAGUACAACAACUAACCCAAUUUGAUUAUUUAGGAGUAUUUUAUCCUCUUCAGUAACAAGCAUUACUGGUCUUAUCACUGACAUCCACAUAUGGGUCCAACAUGGAAAAUGUUUUUGUUCCAAGUUGGGAUUUCCCAUGUUGGGCAUGUUAUUGAUACCACAGCAACCCAUGCAGAUACAUUUGUGAUGUCCAGACACACAAAUCCAAUCUGAUCAGUAAGCAAAUAACAGUGCAGGCAGUCAUCUCAACAGAGCUGAUUUGAUAUUUGAGAAACUAAUCCAAUUAUCCUGCAGUCUGAACAUAACCUAAAGCUCUCUUCAGGGUGCUGAGGGAACUAGAGGUAACUGUGUCUCCAUUACCUGCUCUGCCUGGACUCUUUAUAUAUAUUUUUGUUUGUUUUUGAGAAAGCAGGAGAAAAGGAGCACUGCGAUGGAGGAAUACGGGGAUAAAGGGAACUUUAUUUAGAAGAUGGGACUCUUGAGAAAGCUCCUUGACCCCAAUCAUGAGUCGACUCCUCACUGCAGAUUGUUUUUAUUGUUUCUUCACUUCUGCCUCACUUCUGACUUCUGAGUUCUGUUCUCAUGCUACCACACUCUUACACCAGGGGGCGCUUUAAUCAGCUGAUGCCUCGCUGAGGGGGUCGAUCCUUCUCGGCUAGUUGGCUAAUCAGUUAGCCAGCUAACGUAAAAUAUCCAGUAUAUAUUCAGAUUAUCAAACACUUGAGGUAGUGUACGCUGGAUUAAACUGCAGUAUGAUGUUUGUUUGUUUUUUAUUUGCAUUAUCAAGUUUACUGUACUGUUCUUUUGAUCUUCUGUUAACCCCGCCCCCUAUUUUUUUUUCUGUUACUGCCUACAAACACCAAACUGAUGCCUUCAGACCUUUCACAAGGAGAACAAAAGAGAGAGAUUGCUGGAUUUCUGUUUGGGUUUUCUGGGUUAAGUGAGAUUCCAUCAUGUUUUUCAUUGCCGUUCGCUCACUUCAGCCUUGAGGAAGAGGAGGAGGAGGAGGUCACUGCAGACAUCCCGUCCACUUUCCACUCUCCACUUUCCACUUUUCAGUCUCCAUUCCUUUUUAAAAGCCUUUCCACAACGAGUGCAUUUUAUUUAUGUGUCCUUUUUCUUUCCCACUGCCUUUCUACCUUCUCUUCCACUCCUUGCCUCCAUGCCUCUCUCUAUGUGCCGUAUGUAGGAGUGUGUGUUGCCUCUCCAUUUGUGCAUUACUCAAAGCCCUUUCACACACAAGUGUGAGUACAAAAUAAAAUUUUAGAGUAGUGAAACCUUCUCACAAAAUCCAAGUCCAGCGUUUUUGCCCCUGAGCUCUUACUGUAAACAGGAAAUCAGUCUAGAAACUCUCAUUCAAACAACUCUCAAAUUACCACUCAAAAUAUGUUUCUCUGCUCCCUGUCCACUUCUGCUCUCUUUAUUUAAAGAAUAAAUCCUCCACACAAGUCUCGUUAGCAAGGGAAGCUAAGAUUACACUGCUUUUUGCAACCUGAAUGGACUAAAAGGCAGAAAAGUAUAGAAAAAAAUAUUUUUGGGGUGGCUAAAAUGAACAAAAAAUUCAGUAUUUUUGCAGACGAAAUACUGAACAAGCUUGUUUUUUUUAUUAAUUUUGCCACUUUUUUCAGAGCUUUGAACAAAUCGCAUAGCCUAAAAAUAUUUUGUCUUGUGUUUAAAAAAAUACAAAACUACAAUUUCAGAAUAUUAACUGAAUACUUUUUUUAUUUGCCCCAGCAUACAUACCCAAUACAAGCCCAAUACAUUUACUUCAGCUGUGCUGGUCUAAUCAUGAAUGUACCUCAGCAGUGCUACUCAAGUCACAUGUAAGUAACAUUUACUCAAAAAUGAAGGCAGCCAGUCUUUCAGCUAAGAAACAAAUGCUAAGGCUAGCUCAACUAACAUUACCAUUCUAGCCAUGUAGAGCUUGUACUUUAUAGCUGGAAAACAGACAGUUUGUGAAGAGGUACUAAAAAAGAUACCAGGUGUAGUGAGUAAUGCUGAACACUUUAUUAGGUUUCAUUUGUGUGAGCAGAAUGAGAUUACUGUUUCAGAAAAAACAUAUUUGAAAUCACUGAUAAAAUCUGAUAAAACCUCAAUAAUAUUUGUAGCAUUCGGCUUGUUCUGACUGCUGUGCUUGUGCAGAUCCCCAUAAUGAGAGGGGUGGGGCUUCCAUAUUAACACUUUCGGCUUAACCAGCAAGCUGAUUGGCUCGAUUUGUUGAAGGGAGGACAAUUUUUUCUCAAUCAGAUAUUCUCCAGCCUUUUAGCUCCAAAUGGUUUUCUUGAUUUCAACACAUCCAAUGUUACAGAGAAUUAAAAACGCAUUUGCAUUUAUAUACAUGCUUCUGUUUUCCAAAAUUGUGUUUACCACUAACUCCCCUCUGAUUUGUCUAAAAUCGUUUCAAAAAAGCUUAUUUCUUUCUAUUUCUGUAGACCUGCAAUAUUUCCUAUAUACAGCCUAACUCUAUAAACAUACUCUCAACAUGAACAUAUAUUCUGAGCAGUGUCGUCAGCUCCGUGCAACACUAUUAAAUCCUCAUUAUAAAUCCGCAUUAUAUACACAGUAUAUAUGUACAGUCCAGCAGAGAUCAUAUCUAAUCUACAGUGAUGCUCAGACAGUAGACAUGCAGUUAAUCACAGUUCAGAAUAUCAAACAGUGAGCAGUAUAGGAUAGUGAGAAAUCUAUUGUACGUAAUACACAAUACUCAGUAAUCUUACAGUAUCAGCCAGAACUUCUGCCUGUGUGAAAGUUUUAAAAAUCAUUCAUCUCUAAAAUGAGUUUUUAUUUACUUUUUUUCCACCAAAUCUUAUGUUUAUAUAUGUUUUUGAUCAGUUCUAAUUACAAUUAAUUAUUGCACACAGUAAUUUACAUAUUUGUAUACUUCCCCCCCUUUAGUGGCACCAAUUGAUUAAAUGUUUGGCAUUUAAACUAAGUACAUUUACAUGUUCCUAAAAUUCACUCAUAAUCAGAUUUUUGCAGUUAUCUCAUUAUCAUUAUAGUGGGCAUGUAAACAGCAUAAUCCAAUUUCUUUGAUCUGAAAUCUAUAAAUCUGAUUAAGAAAUCUGAUAAAGAGAGCUGGAUUUAAGCUCAGUUAUCAGAUUUACCAGUGCAUGUUAACCUUAACUGGAUUAUUCUGGGAUGUCUCAGCCUGUGCAUAAGUGAAAACAGACUAAUAUCUCAAAAAUCUCAAAAAUCAGUCUGGCAGUCAUACCAGUCAUGAACAUAGUGUUAUUUAGGUUUAUUUGCUGUGUUCAGACUGCAAAUAAACCAUUUUUUUUCUCAAAUCGGUUUCUAAUCUGUUGAGAUGGGUGAAUUUGGAUUUGAUAAACCAGAGUGCAAAUUCAGUACAAAAAUCGAAUUGUAAAGUGGUUUGUAAAAAUCUGACUAUGUGGUUUCUGGCUGUCCAGAUUAUCAAAAAUCAAUCUGGAUUUGCCAAAAUUCUGAUUUGAGUGGCUAGUCUGAACAGAGCCAUAGAGCUGUCUAAGCUAUGUAUGAAAAAUCAGAUUUGUUGCACUCUGUUAUUAACUGUAAGUGAUCAGAUCAGAUAUGAUCAAAAAUCAAUCUGUAUACAAUCUAGAUCCAAAAUCUGAUUUGGUCUGACAGUCUGAACAGAUUUUGGAGUUAUUUAAAACACCCCAGUUAUUUUUCACACCAAACCCACUCUGACUGAAUCUGUUCACAUUUUCACCAUUAUAUCAUGCAGAUAAAAUAAAAAAGUGACUUGAUAUUAAAAUAUAAGCUCACUGUUGUUUAUGAAAGAAGUUAAUUUAGGUUUAUUUUGGUUUGUUGUGUUUUAUGGUCUCUUUUUUCCUCUCUUUUUUGUUUAUGGGCUGUUUCAUCCCCUUCCCCUCUCAUAGCGCUGCUCCUGUUUCAUAACACUGGAAAUCCAAUCAGAAAGAACUCACACUCAAAGCUCAUCACAGAUACUGCACACUAUAACACUAUAACAAGAUGGAUCCAUCAGUCACUGUCAUUAAUAAAGUAUAAUCAUUGUGUCAGUAUAAUCUGCUCUAAUGUGGGCGUGGCCAGACUCUCAGCAGAAGCACAGUCAUAAUACAGUGGAUCUGUGGUUUAGUUUUUGUCGUUUUUUUUUGUUUGUUUUACAUAUUUUCUUUUCCAGUGGGUGGGCGGGGCUAGAGGCCUUUACGCCCCCUUAUCUAAAGUGAAGCACUAGCGCACAAUGUGUAACUCCUCCCCCUCAGUCUCCUCCCUUCUGGUGUUCAUGCCCCUCCCCCUCUCCUCCUCACCCGUCCCACCCUGCCGUCCCUCCCGGGCUUCUCCCUCUGUGUCGGGCUGGGGGCUGUUAGAGAGAGGGGGGGCGGAGGGGUCUGUCUGAAAUUCUGCUACAGGACGUCCUGCAUACGAAACACUACGAACUGCUACUGACUGCCUCCGGUCUUCAGGACUGGAGAGGCUUUUUAAAGACUUACUGUAUCUAUCUAGGGUUUUUUUUGUACAUUGAAUGUCAAAAAUGUUAUAUCUUAUAUAUAGAAUGCAUUAUGUCAUAUCAUACUUUUUGUAUACAAUCAAUAAAACAGAUGCUGAAAGAGA